Molecule: messenger RNA, 596 nt
Organism: Strongylocentrotus purpuratus (purple sea urchin)
Lineage: Eukaryota; Metazoa; Echinodermata; Echinoidea; Camarodonta; Strongylocentrotidae
Product: pancreatic lipase-related protein 2
Exons: 2
Coding region: 1-450 (149 amino acids)
Molecular function (GO): lipase activity
Source: RefSeq, a predicted model, not a curated record
AUGGGUAUUUUUUUCACGUUCUCAGGUCUAGAUCCAGCUGGUCCUGCUUUCCGAGGGGUUGAUCAAGAGUGCAGAUUGGAUCCGUCUGACGCCCUCUUCGUUGAUAACAUUCACACGGAUACUAACAGAGUCUUGGGAAUGGGUAUCCUCGAACCGGUCGGUCACGUCGAUUUCUACCCGAAUGGAGGCGACGACAUGCCCGGAUGUCCCCUACUUGAGAUCGCAUGCGAUCACUUCCGAUCCGUCUACUAUUUCGAGGAGAGUAUCCGAUCGACCGGUUGCGCUUUCACCGCCUAUCCGUGCGAGACCUGGAACCAGUACCAAACCGGUCUAUGCAACCGCUGCGGGCUAGCCGGAUGCCCGGAAAUGGGGUACAACGCUGACCAGAGCACAGCCACGGGGUCAUUCUAUCUCUCAACCAAUGACAAGGACACAUACUGCAAGCAAUAACCAUCUGGCUUUUUUGUCACAUAAUAACACAAAUAUUAUCGUUGGAACGCGAAGUAUUAAAUGAGAGAGUGUUAAAAGUAAAGCAUAAAUUAAACGGAUCUGUAGAUUAACGACCGAUCUUCAAAAAAGGUGCAAUUGUAUUCUGA